Molecule: messenger RNA, 3591 nt
Organism: Heterocephalus glaber (naked mole-rat)
Lineage: Eukaryota; Metazoa; Chordata; Mammalia; Rodentia; Bathyergidae
Gene: Ndst2
Product: N-deacetylase and N-sulfotransferase 2
Cellular component (GO): Golgi apparatus
Molecular function (GO): heparan sulfate N-sulfotransferase activity; hydrolase activity; deacetylase activity
Source: RefSeq, a predicted model, not a curated record
GUAGCGGGGCCAGAUUGUGAAGUUUGCUGACUUCUGAUGUGAGGAACUUCAUCAGAGCCAAGGUGGAACCUGGCUAGAUUUGCAACCUGAAGCCAUGGACCAGGGGGCCAUGGUGACCUGAGGCCAGUGGACUCUGUCCAGCCCUCCCUUGCUGCUCCUUCUCUCUCCCCUACCCUGUACUAAGAGGACUUGUCUCCACCUCUUCAGGGAACUGAUCCCAUUUUCCUACCCUCUAUCCUCCCGAGACUGUUCCAGGCUGUAGAACUCCUGCCUCCCAUCCCCUGAGGUGGUCCCCAUUCCUCCAUUUCCCCUCGCCAUGCUUCAGCUCUGGAAGGUGUUAUGCCCAGCUCGGCAGCAGGAACUGCACCGCCUCAUACUGCUGCUGAUUGCUUUCAGCUUGGGCUCCAUGGGCUUCCUGGCUUACUACGUGUCUACCAGCCCCAAGGCCAAGGAACCCCUACCCCUGCCCUUAGACUGCAGCAGCAGUGGGGCAGCUGGCCCUGGCCCUGCACAGCCUCCAGUCCCACCUCGGCCUCCCAGGCCUCCAGAAACAGCUCGAACUGAACCCGUGGUACUUGUGUUUGUAGAGAGUGCAUACUCGCAGCUGGGGCAGGAGAUCGUAGCCAUCUUGGAGUCUAGUCGUUUUCCUUAUAGCACUGAGCUAGCACCUGGCCGAGGGGACAUGCCCACAUUGACUGAUCAUACCCGUGGCCGCUAUGUCUUGGUCAUUUAUGAGAACCUGCUCAAGUACGUCAACCUGGAUGCCUGGAGUCGGGAGUUGCUAGACCGGUACUGUGUGGAGUAUGGUGUGGGCAUCAUUGGCUUUUUCCGAGCCCAUGAGCACAGCCUACUGAGUGCCCAGCUCAAGGGCUUUCCUCUUUUUCUACAUUCAAACUUGGGGCUCCGCGACUACCAAGUGAAUCCUUCUGCCCCUCUACUGCAUCUCACGCGCCCCAGCCGCCUAGAACCUGGGCCACUGCCUGGUGAUGACUGGACCAUCUUCCAGUCCAACCACAGCACAUAUGAACCAGUGCUUCUGGCUAACCUGCAGCCAGCUGAGCCCCCUGUGCCAGGACCAGUGCCUCGUCGUGCCCGGCUCCCCACUGUGGUGCAGGACCUGGGACUUCAUGAUGGCAUUCAGCGGGUGCUCUUUGGCCAUGGCCUUUCUUUCUGGCUCCAUAAACUUGUCUUCGUUGAUGCUGUUGCGUACCUCACUGGCAAGCGCCUCUGCCUGGACCUUGACCGCUAUAUCUUGGUAGACAUUGAUGACAUCUUUGUGGGCAAAGAAGGUACCCGCAUGAAGGUGUCUGAUGUUGAGGUCAGUCUUCCCCUCACUUUUUUUUUGGAGACCUGGUGCUUUGUAGCUCACUUAGGCUGGCCUGGAACUCAACACAGUCUUCCUACCUCAGCCUCCCAAGUGCUGGGAUCACAGGCUCUGUUGACCACCCAGAACAAACUCAGGACCUUAGUCCCCAACUUCACCUUCAACCUGGGCUUCUCGGGCAAGUUCUACCAUACUGGGACAGAGGAGGAGGAUGCUGGAGACGACAUGCUGCUGAAACACCGCAAAGAAUUCUGGUGGUUCCCCCACAUGUGGAGCCACAUGCAGCCACACCUAUUCCACAAUCGCUCCGUGCUGGCUGACCAGAUGAGGCUCAACAAACAGUUUGCUUUGGAGCAUGGGAUUCCCACGGAUCUGGGCUAUGCUGUGGCCCCCCACCACUCGGGUGUGUACCCCAUCCACACGCAGCUCUAUGAGGCCUGGAAAUCUGUAUGGGGCAUCCAGGUGACCAGCACUGAGGAAUAUCCCCAUCUCCGCCCUGCUCGCUACCGCCGUGGCUUCAUUCACAAUGACAUCAUGGUGCUGCCCCGGCAGACGUGUGGCCUCUUCACUCAUACAAUCUUCUAUAACGAGUAUCCUGGAGGCUCUCGUGAAUUAGACCGGAGCAUCCGAGGUGGAGAGCUCUUUCUGACGGUGCUGCUUAAUCCGAUCAGCAUCUUUAUGACCCAUCUGUCCAAUUAUGGAAAUGACCGCCUGGGCCUGUAUACCUUUGAGAGCCUAGUGCGCUUCCUUCAGUGCUGGACAAGGCUGCGCCUACAGACCCUCCCUCCUGUUCCUCUUGCACGAAAGUACUUUGAACUCUUCCCUCAGGAGCGAAGCCCCCUUUGGCAGAAUCCCUGUGAUGACAAGAGGCACAAAGAUAUCUGGUCCAAGGAGAAAACCUGUGAUCGGCUCCCCAAGUUCCUCAUUGUGGGACCCCAGAAGACAGGGACCACAGCUAUUCACUUCUUCCUGAGCCUGCACCCAGCUGUGACUAGCAGCUUCCCUAGCCCCAGCACCUUUGAGGAGAUUCAGUUCUUCAAUGGCCCUAAUUACCACAAGGGUAUUGACUGGUACAUGGAUUUCUUUCCUGUUCCUUCCAAUGCCAGCACUGACUUCCUGUUUGAAAAAAGUGCCACUUACUUUGACUCAGAGGUUGUACCACGGCGGGGGUCUGCCCUCCUGCCACGAGCUAAGAUCAUCACUGUGCUCACCAACCCUGCUGACAGGGCCUACUCCUGGUACCAGCACCAGCGAGCUCACGGAGACCCAGUUGCUCUGAACUAUACCUUCUACCAGGUGAUUUCAGCCUCCUCGAAGGCUCCCCUGGUACUUCGCUCCCUGCAGAACCGCUGUCUUGUCCCUGGCUACUAUUCUACCCACCUACAACGCUGGCUGAUGUAUUACCCCUCUGGACAGUUGCUGAUUGUGGAUGGGCAAGAGCUGCGUAACAACCCAGCAGCCUCAAUGGAGAGCAUCCAGAAGUUCCUGGGUAUCACACCCUUUCUGAACUACACACGGACCCUCAGGUUUGAUGAAGAUAAGGGAUUUUGGUGCCAGGGACUUGAAAGUGGUAAGACUCGCUGCCUAGGCAAGAGCAAAGGCCGGAGGUACCCAGAUAUGGAUACUGAGUCCCGCCUCUUCCUUACGGACUUUUUCCGGAACCAUAACUUGGAGCUGUCAAAGCUGCUGAGCCGGCUUGGGCAACCAGUCCCCUCAUGGCUUCGGGAAGAACUGCAGCAUUCCAGUCUGGGCUGAUGUUCCAGCCUUCUAUGCCAGCAUAAUGCCCUAUUUCCCAAAGGAGAAAGCCCAGAGCAGGUCCCACGGGGGAUUAAGAGUGGCCUGCCCUCUUCCCCCUUCUACCUCAGUGGCUGUCAGGCCUGGGAUGGCUGAGAAGGGAAGGGCAUUCCUUUCCCAUAGCUCUGGAGCCUGAUAAAGGGGCUUCCUUGACAGCCCUGUAACAUGGUACUAGGUACCUUUGACUCAUGAACUUAGGAGGUGGGGAGGAGUGCGAGGGUCCAGGCAGGAUGGAGAGGAAUGUAUUAACCCAAUGGUUUCCCUCUUCAUCCCAAGCAGUGUAUCUGUCUAUGGCUAUGGGAGGAACCCCCCUUGCAGUGGCCCCUUUAGUCAGGCAGUGGGAUCUACCUGUGGCCCGGCCUCCCUAAGGUCAUUCACAUUGAAUGGGGAUGAGGUCGGACAGUGGCUCAUAGAGCUAAGUAUGAGCCCUGGCUGUGGGCCAGAAAUGUCCUUAAUAAACAUCCUUAUUUUUC